This is a messenger RNA of Oryza sativa Japonica Group (Japanese rice), 3545 nucleotides long. RefSeq names its product disease resistance protein RGA5-like. Gene Ontology annotation, biological process: defense response to other organism. The record is from RefSeq and is a predicted model, not a curated record. NCBI's taxonomy places the organism in Eukaryota, Viridiplantae, Streptophyta, Magnoliopsida, Poales, Poaceae. Gene Ontology annotation, molecular function: ADP binding.
CGAAGAAGCUGCAACUUUUGUUACCGGCGGCUGAACAUGGCAAUUACAAGCAGGGCCCACACGGGGCUUGACUGACUUUGGCUCUUGACUCCAUUUCUCCAUUUCUUUCUCUUCCUCCUGCGGCCGUGGGUUCCCCUCUAUCUCUCUCUCUUCGUGCAGAGUGGCUUGUGCAGGUCGGGGCGAUGGGUCGAGCAGUGAGAUGAGCUGAGAGGAGGAGUUGGGACUUGGAAUUGGACGAUCAAAUUGAGCAGGAAGGUGCUGUCCAGUUUCAUCAGGAAACGACAACAGAGUAGCAUUCCCCUUCUCUGCAGUUUCUACUGGUUAAUUAAAAUUGAGGCAUGGAGGUCACAGCAGGGGCGAUGAGAGCUCUCCUCCCCAAGCUUGCUAAGCUGCUCAAGGAUGAAUACAACCUUGAGAAGCAUGUGAGGGAAGGGGUCAAGUCUCUGGAGAUAGAGCUCACGAUGAUGCAUGCUGCACUCCGUAAGGUGGCUGAGGUGCCCCUAGACCAGCUAGAUGAUCAGGUCAAGAUCUGGGCAUCCAAGGUGAGAGAGAUCUCGUACGACAUGGAGGAUGCCGGUGAUGCAUUCAUGGUACGUGUGGAAGAUGACUCCCAUAGUGGGCCCAGUACCUUCAAGAACAGAGUCAAGAGGCCUAUUAAAAAGAUAAGCAAAUUGUUCAGAAAGGCAAAGGAGCUCCAUCAGAUUGCUGAUGCCAUCAAGGAAGCCCAAGCCCUCGCGCAGCAGAUGGCUGGGUUGCGUGAAAGGUACAGCGGACUCGAGCUGCAAAACAGCGGCAUGGUUACUAGUACUAUUGAUCCACGCUUGACAGCAUUGUACAUCGACGCAACAGAUCUUGUUGGUAUAGAUCACGCUAGGGAGGAACUGAUCAAGACAUUGACAGAAGGUGAAGAUUCAUCCAAGCAGCAACUGAAGAUUAUCUCCAUCGUUGGCUUUGGAGGACCGGGCAAGACAACUCUUGCAAGAGCAGUGCAUGAGAAAAUUGAAGCACAGUUUGAUUGUUCGGCUUUUGUUUCUGUCUCUAGGAAUCCUGACGUAAGAAUGAUUUUCAAGAAGAUGCUUCAUCAAUUGGACAAAGUAAAAUAUGCAAACAUCAAUGAAUCAUCAAGGGAUGAAAUACAGCUCAUUGACGAAUUGAGAGAAUUUCUUCAGGACAAGAGGUACUUUAUCAUAAUCGAUGACUUAUGGGACGAGAGAGUAUGGGACUAUAUCAAGUGUGCUUUUCCUAAAGACAAUCUUGGCAGUAGGUUAAUCAUCACGACCCGCAAUGUCAAUGUAUCUAAAGCAUGCUGCUCUGCCAAUAAUGAUAUAAUCUAUAAAAUGAAACCUCUUUCUGAAGAUGACUCCAAGAAACUCUUCUAUAAAAGAAUAUUUCCUCAUGGGAAUGGAUGUCCUUGUGAACUAGAGGAAGUAUCCAAUGAAAUUUUGAAAAAAUGUGGCGGUGUGCCAUUAGCCAUAAUUACUAUAGCAAGCCUUUUGGCUAAUAAGGAGUUACAGACAAAGGAUCAAUGGUUUACUUUGCACAAUUCUAUUGGACGUGGACUUACAGAAGGCCGUAAUGUUGAAGACAUGCAGAAAAUAUUAUCUUUCAGCUAUUAUGAUCUACCUUCACAUCUGAAGUCUUGUUUAUUGUGUCUGAGUGUAUUCCCAGAAGAUUAUGAGAUUAGGAGAAACCGGCUGAUAUGGAGGUGGAUAGCAGAAGGUUUUGUGCAACAAACACAAAAUGGUGGUAGCUUAUUUGAGCAAGGUGAAAAUUACUUUAACGAACUCGUAAAUAGAAGCAUGAUCCAACCCAUUGAUAUCGAUGCUGAAGGCAGAGCAAAAGCUUGUCGUGUACAUGACAUGGUGCUUGAUCUCAUAUGCCACAUGUCAAGCCAACAAAACUUCAUCACUGUGUUCAAUGAUAUUGGGAAUAUCACAUGUUCACGAAACAAGGUACGCAGGUUAUCUCUCCAACAUAGCACCACAGAGUGCAAUACCCCUUGGUGUACCCUGACUAUGCUUCAAGUGAGGUCCUUCACUAUGUUUAGUCCUGCAAUUAACUUAAUGCCAUCCCUUUCAAGCUUUAAAAUGAUAGGAGUAUUGGAUUUGGAAGGUUGUGUUCACCUUAGAUACCUAGGACUACGAGACACAUACAUUAUAAAAUGGAAUAGUAAAUAUGCAGAAAGCCAUACCGCCACAUAUGUUGGUCACGAGCUCUCAGUGCAAAUUGGCAAACUAGAGUUUUUGCAGACACUGGACUUAGUUGGAUCUCGUAUAAACAAGUUGCCUGCCACUAUUGUUCAGCUUCGACGUUUGAUGUGCCUACGUGUUAGCUUUGACACAAGGCUGCCAGACAAGCUAGGCGAAAUGACAUCGCUAGAAGAGUUGUCGAGUAUCUCAACUAGUAAAUGUGUAGACAUUGUGAAAGAGCUGCGCCAACUGACCAGACUGAGAGUGCUUGCCAUCGAAUGGGAAGAAGUGGGUGAGAAGCAGGACAAAGCUUUAGUAGAGUGCCUGGGAAGUUUGCACAGGCUGCAGAUCCUGAAUAUCUACGCAUUUGGUGGAUGUCUGAAUCUGAUGCAGGAAGGCUGGAUGCCCCCUGUAUCUCUCCACAGAUUUCUGUCCAAAGGAUCUACCGGUUCGUUCUCGACUCUGCCGACAUGGAUCAACCCAUUGCUCCUCAUCACCUGUAUAGACAUGUGGGUUGAUCAAGUGCGACCGGGGGAUAUACAAAUCCUUGGAGAACUGGCAGCAUAGAGGAGCGUGUAGUGGAGAGAUUUGUGGUCAGCACCAACGCCUUCCAACGCGCGACAGAGUGCCAUCCAUGUUCCCACGAGGAGCCAUGCCGAGGGUUAGGUACCUUGAGUUCAGCCUCCGAGCAUGGGACAACGACAUGGCCAUCGGUAAUGGUAGCAGUGGUGAUCUCGACUUGGCCAUGGGACAUCUCCCUUCACUGGAGCGUGUGAGCGUUACGCUCUUGGUGCACGAGGUCUGAGGCGUGCAACCGAGGUCCACCCCAACAAUCCAACCCUUGUAGUCCGUAGAUGGGAUGAUCGACAUAUUCGGGAGCAAGAGAAUAAUCUGGCAGAUAAAGAGGAUGAUCUGCUAGAGGAAGAUGACGAAAAGGAGAGCUCACCACCCUCAGUCACGACUGACAUGUAGCAGAGCAAGAAGAUGGUACUCGAGCUUCGUCUGACGAAGAGAAACAAGAGGAAGACGUAUGUACCUUAAAAUCCUCCAAUAGCAAGCGUGAGCUUCCAUUCCAUUGUAAAGAUCACAGCUGCUAACGCUACAUAUGAUUUCCUUCCCAUAUGUACUACGUUUUGCUUCUCGUUUCUUUCUAUCUUGAUUUCAGUCGCCAUAUGUGCCAUGCAGGUAUUACUAGUUACAUAAUUCAUUUGUUCAGUCUACGAGUUAGUAGUGUUGCAAUGCUUGCUAUGAUGUGUAAAAUGCAGCAGCGCAACGUAGGAGCCAAUUUAGAACAACAGAAAAAAUGGGAACUCUUUUCAAAUACAAUUUUUAGUCAUCCUUUUUAAUUUUACUCCU